AUGAGGCUUCUGCGCUGUACCGACGAUGGGUUCACUCUGACAAAGGACUUUCGUCCUCACGAAGAGUGGCCGGAGUACGCCAUCUUGUCGCACAGAUGGGGCCUAGACGACGAAGAGGUCACACAUGCCGAUCUGGUCAACAACGUCGGGGAGACCAAAAAACGUGUUUGGACGGUGCCGUUUGAUCGAAAUCCUUGCUUUACCGGCCGCGAUGAUGAGCUCAAAGCCAUCCGUCAGAUGCUCGUCGUCAAAGACCGAACGGCAAGGGUCGCCAUCACGGGCCUUGGCGGCGUCGGGAAAACGAAUAUCGUGCUCGAGUUGCUUUACCGCAUGCGGGCUGAAUACAAACAUUGCUCGUUCAUCUGGAUUCCGGCAACAAGCGAGGAAUCCCUCUCACAAGCAUACCUCGCGGCUGCUGAGAAGCUGGGCAUACCUGGCUGGAACGAUCCAAAGGCCGACGUUAAAAAACUGGUGCAAGCCUAUCUUAGCAACGAAAAUGCGGGUCAAUGGGUUCUUGUAUUCGACAACGCCGACGACCGGACUCUGUGGCUUGAGAGGCCUGCGAAUGAUCCGCACUCGUCUCGUCUCAUCGAUCAUCUGCCAAAAAGUAGCCGCGGGUCCAUCAUCUUUACGACGCGUGACACAGGUCUAGCAGUGCAACUUGCUAGUCCGAACAAUGUGAACGUAUCCGAUGUGGGCGAGGCUGGCGGCAAGAAGCUGUUACGAAAAUACAUACAUGAGCAAGAGCUUCUUCAGAACGAGGAAGACACGGCUGCUUUGCUCAAGUGGUUGACAUACCUGCCACUGGCCAUCGUUCAAGCAGCAAUGUACAUCAAUGAAAUUGGAUUAGACCUAAGCGAGUACUUGUCGCUUUUGAAUGACCAAGAGGAAGGCGCCAUUAAGCUCCUUAGCGAGGACUUCUUAGACUACGGACGGUAUUCUGACGGAAAGAACCCGAUCGCCACGACUUGGCUUGUCUCUUUUGAGCAAAUACGAAAGCGUGAUAGUCUAGCGUCCGAGCUCCUCUCUUUCAUGGCUUGCAUAGAUGCCAAAGACAUUCCGCGGUCACUGCUGGCACAAGAUCUAGGGCGAAAGAAGGAGGCCGAUGCGAUCGGAACACUCAAGGCCUUCUCCUUUAUCUCGCAAAACCGCGCAAGCUCGACUUUCACUAUGCAUCGAUUAGUGCACCUGGCAAUGAGGAACUGGCUCCAAAAAGAACAGCUGCUACUUCCCUGGACCCAAAAGGCCGUCACGAGGCUCGCGAAUGUCUUGCAAAAUCCCGAUUACCAUCAUCGUGAUAUUUGGAGGUCGCAUAUGUCUCAUGCACAGUAUGCGCUCACGAUGUCACGGGCGCAAGGCCUACACGUGGCUCAGGCACCCCCCCACAUGUCCACGCAUGCAAGGUGUCUUCAUGGAUUGUUAGUCUCUUCGAAGAUGCCUAUUUCCUCAGAGCCCAUGCCGACAAAACCGUCACACACAACAGGACUUCGUGAAAGCGAUGGCACAGACAGACAGCGUCUGUUAUCGGCUUACGGGACAUGCCUCUAUUACGAUGGGCGAUACCGAGACGCGGAAGCAGCAAGGAAAGAGGUGAUGGAGACGAGUAAGGCGAAGCUUGGAGCCGAUCAUCCCGAUACGCUGACUAGCAUAAACAACCUGGCGUCGACGUACAGGAACCAGGGCCGGUGGGAGGAGGCUAAGAAGCUGUUUGUGCAGGUGAUGGAGACUCCGUCGACGUACAGGAACCAGGGCCGGUGGGAGGAGGCUGAGAAGCUGUUUGUGCAGGUGAUGGAGACUCUUUAUGCCCGGUACCACGACAGAGGCGAGAUCUAUCAGUAA
Molecule: messenger RNA, 1839 nt
Organism: Grosmannia clavigera kw1407
Lineage: Eukaryota; Fungi; Ascomycota; Sordariomycetes; Ophiostomatales; Ophiostomataceae
Product: kinesin light chain
Exons: 4
Coding region: 1-1839 (612 amino acids)
Molecular function (GO): protein binding
Source: RefSeq, a predicted model, not a curated record